This is a messenger RNA of Cydia amplana, 990 nucleotides long. RefSeq lists its product as uncharacterized. Lineage: Eukaryota; Metazoa; Arthropoda; Insecta; Lepidoptera; Tortricidae. The transcript has 4 exons. The record is from RefSeq and is a predicted model, not a curated record. The coding region runs from base 55 to 990 and encodes 311 amino acids.
GAGGUAAGCAUUUAUUCAUAAAUAUUUUCGGUUUGUGUUGGAGAAGUACCAAAAAUGGGGGGACUCAUUUUUUGGUCCUCCCUAGGGAUAUUGCUUCUGGCCACGAGCCACACAGAGGCUUGCUGUAGUGAGAAGGGGUUGUGUCUGCUUGAGACACUAAAAGAUUUGACAGAAUGCAAGAAGGCAGCUUUGGCGUCGUUAUUUAUUUUUAUAUUGCAUUCUAACUAUAAUCACAUUUCAGAUGACUGUCUUGAUGCGCCGCCGACCAUUCUGUUGAUGCCGGCCAACGCGCCGCCACCACCACCACUCUCAUCGCUUCUCUAUGCUUCGGCCCCACCGCCGUGUUUACCUCCACCCCUUGUAUUGCCUCCGCCGCCCCCGCCGUCAAUUGUUUUACCCGCGCCGCCCCCUUGUGCGGCUCUGCCACCACCUUUAUACUUGCCGGCGCCGGCUCCUCCACCCCUUCUAUUACCUCCCCCACCUCCAUGUGCGCCUCCGCCAUUAGUCCUCCCGGCGCCGUCCCUUCCACCUCUAAUGCUGCCACCGCCGCCUCCGUGCUUACUCCCACCGCCGCCUCCGUGCUUACUCCCGCCGCCGCCUCCGUGCUUACUCCCGCCGCCUCCGUGCUUACUCCCACCGCCGGUAGCACCUCCGCCGCAAGUUGUCUACGCGGCGCCCCCGCCCCCGCCUCCGCCGCAGCCGUUGUUGUUGCAGGCUCCGCCACCUCGGCCUCCACAACUCUUGAUGGCUCCACCACCGCCGCCUCCACCGCAGAUAGUGUACCAGAAGCCUGCUGCGCCACCAGCUCCUUUACUGCUGCAGGCGCCGCCUCCUCAGUACGCGCUGCCGCCUCCUCAGUACGCGCUGCCGCCUCCUCAGUACGCGCUGCCGCCUCCUGCCUGUCCGCCGCCGCUCUUCCUCCCUGCGCCCGCGCCACCGCCGAUGUACCUGUCGGCUCCUCCGCCGCCGCCGGCGUGUCGUGCAAGAUAA